Neoarius graeffei (lesser salmon catfish) is the source of this 3342-nucleotide messenger RNA. Its product is annotated as kynurenine 3-monooxygenase-like. Gene Ontology annotation, cellular component: mitochondrial outer membrane. The record is from RefSeq and is a predicted model, not a curated record. Gene Ontology annotation, molecular function: NAD(P)H oxidase H2O2-forming activity; FAD binding; kynurenine 3-monooxygenase activity. Bases 1 to 2349 code for a protein of 782 amino acids. Lineage: Eukaryota; Metazoa; Chordata; Actinopteri; Siluriformes; Ariidae. Gene Ontology annotation, biological process: L-tryptophan catabolic process; quinolinate biosynthetic process; NAD+ metabolic process. The transcript has 16 exons.
AUGAACUGCCUGCCCUGGUUUUAUAAGAACAUAGACAUUGCAACCAGGGGAGGCAAUACUCUGGACCAGGUCUACACCAGCAAGCAGGGUGCGUAUGCUGCGCUGCCACGGCCCCACCUGAGCUUCUCUGAUCACAUCUCCAUCCUGCUGGUCCCUGCCCAUCAACCUGUGCUGAAAAACAACCAGCCAACACGGAAGACCAUCACUGCAUGUCCCAGCACAGCAGUCCCUGCACUGGAGGACUGCUUUGAGUGGAUGGACUGGUGGGUCUUCAGGGAAGCUGCUACCACCGGUGAAGGUGUAGAUCUGGAGGAGUACACCUCAGCCAUCACCGGCUUCAUCCAGAAACGCAUCAAUGACGUCACCACCACCAAGAACAUCACCAUACAUCCCAACCAGAAGCCAUGGAUGAAUGGUGAGAUUCAGCGUCUCCUGAGAGCACGUGAUACAGCUUUCAGGUCUGGAGAUGCACUGGCACUGAGAGUGGCGAGGAGAGACCUCCAAGCGGGUGUGACAUGGGCAAAAAGAGCACAUGCUAACAAAAUCCAGGGCCACUUUGCAUCCAACAACCCUCGGAGCAUGUGGCAAGGCAUAAAGGCAACCACAGCCUAUAACAGGAAGAAUGCUGAGUGUCCUCGGGACCCAUCCCUGCCAGAUGCCCUCAACGCCUUCUAUGCCCGUUUUGAACCUGCCGACCCCCCUACCUGCACUAGGCUCACUAUCCCAGAGGGUGAGCUACCAUCAUUCAGUGUGUCAGCAGAUGACGUGAGGAGGACUCUGCAGCACGUCAACCCCCGCAAGGCAGCAGGACCAGACAACAUCCCAGGGAGGGUCCUGAAGGCCUGCGCACAUGAGUUCACGGAGGUGUGGACAGACAUCUUUAACACCUUUUCCCAGGCUGUGGUGCCAGUGUGCCUGAAGACAUCUUCCAUCGUCCCAGUGCCCAAACUGAAGUACUUACCUGUACACUCGGACCACAUACAGCUAGAAGUUGGUGGCUUAAAUGCAUGCUUCUUUGCAAAAAGAGGAUUUGAAGUUGCAGUAUUUGAAGCUCGAGAAGAUAUUCGCUGUGCCAAAACUGUAAGGGGCAGGAGCAUCAAUCUAGCCCUCUCCCAUAGGGGACGCCAAGCUUUAAAACAUGUUGGAAUGGAAGACAAGAUUGUGUCCAAUGGCAUCCCAAUGCAUGCUCGUAUGAUCCACAGUGUGAAUGGAAAACGUUCUCCCAUACCAUAUGGAAAGAAAGGUCAGUACAUCCUUUCUGUAGGCAGAACCAACCUCAAUAAGGAGCUGCUAACAGCGGCUGAAGCAUAUCCAAACACACAACUGAACUUUAACCAUAAACUGCUUGACUGGAGUCCAGAAACAGGGAACAUGACCUUCCUUGGGCCUGAUGGUACUGAAAAGGAGAUCCAGGCAGACCUCAUAGUGGGCUGUGAUGGUGCCUUCUCUGUCACAAGGAAGCAGUUUUUACGCCGCAGUCGGUUUGAUUACAGCCAAACUUACAUCCCACAUGGAUACCUUGAGCUUACUAUACCUCCAAGAAAUGGUGAUUUUGCAAUGGAGCCUAAUUUUCUUCAUAUCUGGCCCAGGAACACAUUCAUGAUGAUAGCUCUCCCCAACAUGGACAAAACGUUCACCUGCACACUCUUCAUGCCAUUUGAGGAGUUUGAGAAGAUUACCACAGGCGAUGAGCUGAUGCACUUCUUUGAGAAAUACUUCCCAGAUUCCAUCCCACUCUUAGGAGUUGAUGCUCUAAAGAGGGACUUUUUCCAACUGCCUGCCCAGGCCAUGGUGUCCGUGAAGUGCUCUCCUUAUCAUUUGAAUGAUAAAUGUGUCUUAAUGGGGGAUGCUGCUCAUGCUGUGGUGCCAUUUUAUGGGCAGGGCAUGAACGCAGGCUUUGAGGACUGCCUUGUUUUUGAUGAGAUUAUGGAUCAGUUUAAUGAAGACUUUUCUGCUGUUCUCCUGGAGUACACACGAGUCCGUGUCGCUGCUGACCACGCCAUAGCUGAUUUGGCUAUGUACAAUUACAUAGAGAUGCGAGCACAUGUGAACUCCAAGUACUUUCUGUUCCGUAAAUAUCUAGACAACGCGCUCCAUUUUAUCAUGCCAAAAACAAUAAUCCCAUUGUACACAAUGGUUACCUUUACUCGGACACCCUAUCAUGAAGCGAUAAUCCGCUGGCAAUGGCAGAACAAGGUGAUUACUUGGGGCCUAUUGCUUUUAGGGACAAUACCUGCAGUGGGAGUGACUUAUCUUCUUAUCAGAUACCGGUACAUUCCCAAAAAGCCCAGCUUUUCUGUGAAGCAUCUAUUGAGAAGACUUCUGACCCUCAACUGGUUCCAAAAGUAAGAUUCCCCAAAUGAAUGGGGAAGAGAUUUCAGGAUGCCCCGGUCAUUCUCCAUACUUUCAAAUCCUAUGAUAUCCGUAACCUCAUUAAAAUUGGAUUACAGAAAUUCACUGGUACUAUUGAGAUUAAAACAAAAACAAAACCCAUGAUGGUGUUUUAAUAAGACUUUGAAUGGAAAAAACAAACAAACAAAAACCGUAAGAGCUGAAUUGGGUUUAAUCUUAUUGAAGAGCAGUAAUUGUCAUUAGAACAAUUGAUUAUAAAUCAGAAAACAUAUUGAGAGAAAUUAUGUUCAGACCAGAUAGGUCUCCUGACCUUGAAGAUAUAGUUGCACAUUCAUGUUUUAUCAAACAUGGGAUUAGAGUUAACUAUGGUGAAUAAGGUUAAAUUUCUUUCUUAAUAAGUAGAAAACUGGAGAGUUCAAAUUCCAGAGCACUGCCAGAUGUUAAUGCUUGCAUGGAUUGAUUUAGGAAUCACUUUUACAUACAGGAAAAAAUGUUUGCAUAGUGAAUAUGUAUUUUCAUGUUUAUAAAAUUAUCCAUUUCUGUCUGAACAAUACAUUCUGAAAUUUCCCUCAAUUCACAGUAUUGACAUUUAAUCUGUUCUUUUUAUUGUUUGGAAUACAUUUACAUUUAUACUUAUGGCAUUUGGCAGAUGCCCUUAUCCAGAGCAAUUUACAGAAUUGAUAUUUUUAUAUUUCAGAUUUAUAGUACAUUUCCUAAUGUGCCAAUAUGUUUUAUAUGUAUACUUGCUGCAUAUAACCUGUGUUGCUCUCUUGUGGUAAAAAUGUAUGACUAUCCAACAUGUUACAUCACUGCUUGAUUAUUUGUACUUGUGCAUAUUCAUUCUACCAAUAAUUUAGCCAGGAGACCUCCCUCCACCAUUUGCUUGUCUCUGACCAUAUACCUUUUGUGUUUGUGUAGCAUUUUCAUGCAUUAAAGCUGAUCCCUCAUACUGUUUACGAAGAAUGAAAGCCUGGCUAACUGUGCUCACCA